AACAUAAUUAUGUUAAUUUUUCGGAAUGAAUUUAAAUUUUAUAGCUUUAAUAUUUAUCUAUUGUUGUCUAAGUCAGUAAAUAGCAUAAUCCUUUUUAUAUCCGUUUUUUUAGCGUUCUCUAUUAGAUGUCACUCAUUUUCCCUACAUAAAGUAAAAUUUAAUUGUUUAGACUAAAAAUAAAUUAAAAAAUAACAAAACAAAAACGAUCACAGUUUGAUAAAUUCAUUAUUGUAAGAUGCAUUAACUCAAAGGCAGUGGAGACUUUUGUGUAGGUUUCAAAAUCGUCUCGGGUCUCAUUGCUCGCACCUGGCUCAGACUCUGUGUAUUUCUUAAGAUUUAUCCUUCCCUAAAGCAUAACAGCGUAUUUCUUCAGACCUUUUCACGAUGGAAGGCGACUCGACGAAAGACAAAGAAGUUGGCAAAGAACCAAAGGAAAAGGACGCAUCUAAGAAGGAUGAGACGAAGGUCGAUGAAGAUACCUCGAAGCCGUUCUCAGGAAUUCCCGAAAUGGAAUUUCUGGAUGAUGUAGAAUCUUACAUGGAAAGCUCAGGCAUCAAUGGGAAUGUCGAGCUUGUUUUAAAGAAAUUAGAAGAGCAACACAGCAAAUACAAAUUCAUGGAAUUUAACCUUACAUCGAAGAAAAAUAGGUUGAAGGUGCAGAUCCCUGAUUUAGAAAGGUCUAUUGACAUGAUUAGAAUGUUAAUGAACAAGAAGGGCGAGACAGAGGAUUUCGAAUUGAGCUUUCUCCUCGCAGAACAAUGUUAUUUAAAAGCUUCAAUUCCCCCAACGGAUAAAGUUUGCCUGUGGCUUGGGGCGAAUGUCAUGCUCGAGUACCCGUUAGACGAAGCGAUUGAAUUGUUGGAGAAAAAUAUAUCAAACGCGAAAAAGAAUUUAGAACGAGUUGAAAAUGAUUUAGACUUUUUGAGGGAUCAGUUUACAACAACGGAAGUCAAUAUGGCGAGGGUGUACAACUGGAAUGUAAAACGACAAGCAGGAGUGAAAGCAGCAUCUUAAUUUUGUUUGGAAUGUAUUAAAUAUUACACCAAUAAUCAUAUAAUUUAUUUUUUCUAUAUAACUUUUUUUUUGUUAUAAUCACAGUAAAUAUUCGUUUUAAGAGUUAUGUUAUGCUUUUUGUCAUUAACUAUCUUACAAGUUUAAAUAUAUUUUAAAAUAUAAUAUAGAAUUA
This is a messenger RNA of Cimex lectularius (bed bug), 1186 nucleotides long. It is a transcript of the gene mgr, whose product is annotated as prefoldin subunit 3. Bases 385 to 1014 code for a protein of 209 amino acids. The record is from RefSeq and is a predicted model, not a curated record. Gene Ontology annotation, cellular component: prefoldin complex; cytoplasm. Gene Ontology annotation, biological process: microtubule-based process; tubulin complex assembly; protein folding. Lineage: Eukaryota; Metazoa; Arthropoda; Insecta; Hemiptera; Cimicidae. Gene Ontology annotation, molecular function: tubulin binding. The transcript is spliced from 5 exons.